This is a messenger RNA of Mya arenaria, 3838 nucleotides long. Its product is annotated as probable serine/threonine-protein kinase samkC. The record is from RefSeq and is a predicted model, not a curated record. The transcript has 10 exons. The coding region runs from base 231 to 2192 and encodes 653 amino acids. Lineage: Eukaryota; Metazoa; Mollusca; Bivalvia; Myida; Myidae.
UUAUAGUCAAGCACCGGCGCCGAUAAUGUUAUCUUUUGCUAACGCGAGGACAACCCGGAAGAAGAAGAAAUAUAAUCACAGCGAUAGUAAAAUCAGUAGUUACAAUAUGGAGUAUUUCAAUAUAAUAAAUACUGUGUAAGUUCCAAUCAGUUGCACGGGAGUGAACGAUAGCAAUAUGCAGCUUGGUUAAACGGGAAGUGUGGAAAUCAGGAUAUGACAAAAAUCUAACAAUGGAAGGAAAAAGAUAUAUGUACGCGGCGCAGCACUUUGCCUGGGACCAGAAGGACGGACUGGACAUGAAAAAGUAUUUCCUCAAGUACCGGAACCAGUUCCCUAUGCUGGGGGUAGUCCUGGAAGGCUGGUACGGUCAGACACGUUUUGACACCUACGAUAACCUUCAGGUGGUGCGAAUCCACGGAUACACGGAGCAGCAGCGGGUGGUCGCCACUGAUUCCAACUCCCCUUCCGAAAGGUUUAUAACAAUUCCGGUGGACACCGCAGUCAAGUUCUGCGUCAUACGAGGCCACAACACAACUGAACAGAUGCGCACUCUGUCCUAUAUUCUGGAGAACAACCAACUUCCGGUGCUCGUGCGCAUGUCAUGUGACGAGAAUCAUCUGCUCAAAAUGGGAACCAGUCACUACAAUGCCGGCCAGUUUGGGAACCUGCUCAUUACUGAACAGUAUAUAGAGUAUUACCUCAUGCUAAACAGUGUGGAUGGGACCGCCAUAGACCCGGAGAUGCGACCGGAAGGGAACCUGAUGUUUCUUACGGAGAACCUCUCGAUGACGCCAGUCACCGGCUUCAAGGACCGCUCGCAGGAGGACUUCCAGCGCUACAUGGCCGCCCUCGCCGCACAGGCCGCCCAGUACGAGUACGACACGCGGAGGGGGAAUCCCGAUUUUGCGGAGUACUACGCUAGAGACAUAAACAGGAAGACAGGUGACGGAGGGAUCCCGACCGUUAACCCGCCCGCCAUACCCGGCAUGGAUAUGGAUGACCAAGAAUCUGAAGAAGAACUGUACGAGGAGAUGCCACCAGAGCUCCCGCCGCGGCCACCCUCGCAUCCAGAAAGCCCCAUAUCGCCGACAACCGACAAACAUACAUCCCUGCACGCCGUCACUGUUACAGACGCCGGGAAAACGAAAAACAAACCGCAUGGGCUCCGUAAUCUUUUGAAACGCGACAAACCCAAAGAGAGCUUAAUUGAGGAUACUUCGGAGCGGUCGCCAAAGUUAGGGACUGAACUCAUUAUUAAACCAAAGACGGAGAAACCAGCGUCACCAACAUCCAAGAACUUGAAGAGACAUAAAACAUUAGAAAAAAAAGACGGCCCAAGAGGAAAACCAAACGAUUACCAAAAGACAGUUUAUACUGCUGGCACCUCUAAACAAGCGACUAAGCCUACCAAUGAAUCGAAUGUUUCUGGAGGAAGUGGUUCGACCCCAGUAAUACCUACACGACCAAAACCAUCAAUUCCAGCAGUUCCCAAAGAUGGACAGUACCAGACGCUAGCGGAAGGAGCGCCGCCUCCCACCUAUCUGCACAUGAAGGAUGAAUCAGAGGAGUCCAUGUACGAGGUCGACCCGGAACCGGAAGUGGAGCAGCCCGAGUACUGUGUGGCGUAUCAGGACAUGCGGGGAAUAUCUAGAACGCCUAACAAAAAUCAAAACCAAGAAACAAAAGAAAAUCCCGAAGUUACUCCAACAACACAAGCACGAACCAGUGAAGUGUACGAAUAUAUGGCUGCUACGUCACAAACCGGAAAUGAAGAUAUGACGUCAACAAAGAAUAUACCUAUGACGUCAUCAUCUGCGGGUCAACGAAAAGGGCAACAACGAACAGGCAAAAAUACAGUACCGGAUACGAAACACGCUAAGAAAAAUACUGCAGAACGUAAUCCGGCAAUGCCUAAAAACACUAAACAUAGUGCAAACAACGAUAAUAGGGCAGACUCACAAACAAAUCAGACGACACCAGCGAACGUGCAAUCUAUGGAUAUUGGAAAACUCUGUGACGUCUUAAAACAGCUUAAACUCGAUAAAUACGUACAAACAUUCCAUGAUAACGCCAUAGACGGCAUGAUCGUGUCGAGUCUGAAGUCAGAGGAAUACCAGACAGAGCUUGGAAUGACGCGUCUAGAGGCGCUCAGACUCUUCCAUUUUGUCCAGUCUGGUCACAUUCCAAAAUAGAUGUGUUCUAAGACAGUGCUGUUGUUAAUAAUUUUAUCUCGCAAACUUAAUUUAUUGAAACUAUUUGUGUGAAAUGUACAUUUCUGUAUGUAUUAUAAACCAGUAUAAGUGUAAGAACAUUUCUGCAUGUCUCCCGCCUUGUCAAAUGUGUUGGUAUAAAUACCAAAAAAAUAAGAUUAUAAACUCAGUUGUAUGGAGGGCCCAAUAUUUAUAACCUCAAAUAUUUGAAGAUGUCAGCUAUCUUUAAAUCAAUUUUGGGUAAGUAAAGAAUUGCAGUUAUCUAUCAAUCAUUUGUUACCCUCAUUAAUUUAAUAAAAUAUCUCAAUUGAUUUGAAAACUAAUUCAAUUAGAAGGAGAAACACUUAUUUAGAGACCACAUCAAAUUAAUUGAAGAGGUAUAUAAUUGAUUUAAAGAGGUCCCCCAUUAUAUGAAGAGGUCCCCCAUUAUAUGAAGAGGUCCGCCAUUAUUUGAAAAGGUCCCCAUUAUUUGAAGAGGUCUCAAUUCUUUUGAAGAUGUCCCCAAUUAUUUUAAGAGGUCUGCAACUAUUUAUAGAGCUCCUAGAAUAUUUGUGUUUGUAUAGAUUUGGCAUCCAUACGUUUUCCAUCAAUAUUGAAAAAGUUUUUUUUUUAUGAACAAUUCGACUUUAGUUUACCCUCUAUUUCAAUAAUGCGUUUAGUUAAGGGUCAUCCACAAUACAUAAUGGUUGGGGAAAGCCCCUCCUCCACCCCCAACCCUAAAAACAUCAAUGAUCAUAAAGUCUGGUUUUGAAAUACAAAACUUUGCAAGGGUAAAACUGACAUCCUUUGCAAGGGUAAAACUGACAUCCUUUGCUUUGCAAGGGUAAAACUGACAUCCUUUGCAAGGGUAAAACUGACAUCCUUUGCAAGGGUAAAACUGACAUCCUUUGCAAGGGUAAAACUGACAUCCUUUGCAACAGGGUUUGGUAUGUUAGGAGUUGAACAAUUCGUAGAAGGAAUAUUUCGUCAAAUAUUUGUUGAGAUUCUGUUUGCAUUCUAACGGAAAAGUCUUUCUAUAAUAUAAUACAUGUUCAGUGAUAGGAAAUGUUUAAGAUACAUUCACUAUAAUACUUCUUUUUUGCUAAAAAGGUCUAUUCAAGAAUGUUAUAUGCAAGUCAAGUCAACAUAUUCAUACACUCAAAUGCAUUCACAACACAUGAACAAAAUGAAGUAAUUUAUAAAAACAAUACAAUUCAGGGACUCAAAUUGAGUAUUCCAAGACAUAACAUUCAUUCAUAUUACCAAAUAUAUUAAAGGACCAGAUAGUCCCGUUUGACAUAAGUAAGGAUCGAUAUUGCACGUGGAUCAUUGAAAUCAAACAUUGCUAUUUUUCUGCGAAUUAUAAAAAUGGGUUAAGUACAAUGGGGGAGUCAUAACUUUUAACUUUAUAUAUAUGCAAAAUGUCUUUUUGAUAAAUAAAAAUAGUAAUGUUUUCAAACAAUCUGUUUAAGAAUAGCAGAAACCAUUUUACACAUAUUAAAAAAAAACACAUUUUUAUAAGUUAUGUUUACCUGCUGUUCAAGUUUAUUUAUGUUUGGAGGUAUGUUAAAAUACAUGUAUGGCUUUAUAUACUGCUUACGUUCGUUAUCAAAAAUAUUACUGUAACACUGGAAUAAAAAUGAAAUUAA